Molecule: messenger RNA, 7235 nt
Organism: Dermacentor silvarum
Lineage: Eukaryota; Metazoa; Arthropoda; Arachnida; Ixodida; Ixodidae
Gene: tkv
Product: bone morphogenetic protein receptor type-1B
Exons: 11
Coding region: 1-1599 (532 amino acids)
Biological process (GO): cellular response to growth factor stimulus; dorsal/ventral pattern formation; protein phosphorylation
Cellular component (GO): plasma membrane; signaling receptor complex
Molecular function (GO): ATP binding; transforming growth factor beta receptor activity, type I; SMAD binding
Source: RefSeq, a predicted model, not a curated record
AUGGCUGCUGUUGGUGGGAGUUUUUGUUGCCUGAAGAUGCGAACGAGAUUGAAAAUUUCGGGAGUGUUACCCAUCGUUUUUCUCGCACUGAUGGUUUCAAACGGGAAAGCAUUAGAUUGUUACUGUCUUGGGAGCUGCCCUGAUGGCUCCUACAAUGGCACAUGUUCUGCUCCACCGGAAAGUGAUUGCUUCAGUGCGGUUGAGGAAGUCUUCAAUCCAGAGACAGGACUGUUAGAACCUGAGCGAACUUAUGGGUGCUUGCCUGCAGAAGAAAGCAGCAUACUGUGGUGCAAGGCUCACCUUGUCCCGCACAAGGUGCCGAAAUCGAUUGCUUGCUGCAGGAGUGGUGACCUCUGUAAUAAGUACCUGAAGCCCAUGUACCAUAUAAGGGCUGAGGAUGAGUAUGGACCUACUGUGUAUCUGUACAAGGACACCUAUCUACAGAUUGUCAUCUUCAUUGCUGUACUGGGUGUUGUGCUGUGCCUAGGCUUGAUUGGCUACAUAUUCUAUACAAGACACAAGAAGGCACUGGAGAGUCGCAGCUUUUUUGCAUCGGGGUGCCGUGAGCCUUUUCUUCCCAUUGAAGAGGGCGGGCCUUGCCUCAAAGAACUUAUUGAGCACUCCAUCACUUCUGGUAGUGGAUCAGGCUUGCCUCAGCUGGUUCAACGGACCAUUGCAAGGCAAAUACAAAUGGUGGAUAUCAUUGGAAAAGGACGCUAUGGUGAAGUCUGGAAAGCUCAUUGGCGAGGCGAAUAUGUUGCAGUCAAGGUGUUCUUUACAACGGACGAAGCGAGCUGGCUACGAGAAACUGACAUUUACCAGACCAUGCUUCUGCGCCAUGACAAUAUUCUUGGCUUCAUUGCAUCUGACAUCAGAGGCACAGGCUCGUGGACACAAAUGCUGCUCAUCACGAACUACCAUGAGCGUGGCUCUCUGCAUGAUUACUUGUCCACACAUGCCUUAGAUCCUGAGGAUGCUGUGCGGCUGGCUCACUCAGCUGCUUGUGGCCUGGCCCACCUACACAUCGAGAUCAUUGGCAAACAAGGAAAGCCAGCAAUUGCUCACCGGGACAUCAAGAGCAAGAAUAUCUUGGUCAAGAAAGAUGGCACUUGUGCCAUUGCAGACUUUGGCUUGGCAGUGAGAUUCAGCAGCGAGGCCAACGAGUUGGACAUCGCUGUGAACCCCCGUGUAGGCACAAAGCGCUACAUGGCCCCGGAGGUGCUUGAUGAGACUCUUGUGCCUAAUCGGUUUGAUUCGUACCGCAUGGCAGACAUGUAUUCCUUUGGCCUGGUGCUCUGGGAAAUUGCUCUGCGCUGCGUCGUAGAUGGUGCUGUGGAGGAAUACUGCAUUCCCUACCAUGAUGUGGUCCCCUCAGACCCAAGCUUUGAGGACAUGCGCAAAGUGGUGUGUGUGGACAAUGCAAGACCACAGAUACCCAAACGCUGGAGCACAGGUGGUUCGGUAACACAGUGCCUGUCCAAGCUAAUGCAGGAAUGCUGGCACCAGAGACCUGGUGUUAGGCUAACAGCCCUGCGGGUAAAGAAGUCACUGGCUAGGCUGGUGGUGGAUUCCAGCUACAUUGGGGGGAAGAUGGUGUGACACCUCGGCAUAUUGUAUGGCUAGAGUACCAGCCUGGGUGCACGGUAGAGCAACAGGUCCUGCAGAUCAUGCUGUGUGCCGCUGUUGUUAGAUAAGCAGGCUCAGCUACCGUAAACCCCUACGGUUGCAUCAUCGUAAGAUGUCUGCAAUCACAUUGCCGUAUCCAAAAGGCCCGAAAUUGCUGUGGUGAGCAGAUCAGCAAUUUGUAAUAGUGAGUUCACGAAAAGCAAUCUGUGCUGACACAGGCCAGUGAACAUGACCUGCGGUACCCGCCCAUUGGAAGUAACGCAGUUUUGCUGUCACUCCCUUUCAUCACUCCGGCUACAUGUGUGGAAUUGAGUGAGCUGCAAUGAUGGAACUGAAUGGCAUGAACGGUGGGUCCUCGGUUGUGACCACGAUUCAGUCACUUAGCAUUGACUUUUUUUCCCCUAAUUACUACAGUGUAAGUGAUUUAGUGCCUUUUUGCUCACACCAGUCCUGAAAUCGAAAGCCACCUGUGGGCAGCUUCUUCACCUUACCAUGAGUAAGCUAUAUGCAACCUCUUUUACCCAAGGAAAUGUGUAUCACAGGGACACAUUGACAUCAGUUACUGUUAUGGGCAGUCCUCUCCUUGUCUGGGCUUUAUUUCUCUAUGUGCCAUUUUAUACAGCUUUUGUUGUUGCCUAGUUUUUUGUCUGACUGUUUUUUGUUAUCUUACGAAGCAUAAAAUAGCACUCACAUUGUUCAUGGAUUUUUUAUUUCAUCAGUUUUUAUUUUGCUCUACAUGUACAUUUAAUCAGCUCUUUAAAGGUUUGCAGCAUUGUUAAGGUCACAACAGUCAUUAGAUGGUUUGCAGCACAUGGACAGAAGUACUCCAAGUUGUAUGCACAACGAAAGAUGUUCAUACCAUUCAUACAAAAGCAGUAAGGAAAAAUUGCACUUUUUUUUUUCUGUACAACUACUGCAUACAAGCUCACAUUUGCCUUACCAUACUGUUUCAACAGCAUAACCACUGCAAAGUAAUGCCUCAGUGUUUUAGUACAGUUUGUGAAGCAUAAUUAGUGUUUUUAUAUGUAUUUAGAUGUGCCCUAGGAUUUAAAAAAACGUCUAUGCAGGUAAGAGCAUUCAUUAUAAGAUUAACAAGCCAAGUACAUAACCACUGAGCUUAUAAAUGUACUUUUUUUUGUGCUGUUGCAGCUGUUGAGUGCCUACGUUUCAUAUUUGCAAAGUGAUUGUGGACAAGUCAGUUAAUUUCAGGCCUCCCACAUUAUAAUGUGACAGCAGUGAAUGAUGUUUACCAUUGAAGCUAUUGCUGUACAGUAUGUCCGAAAAGGUCUUUGAGGAUCUACACUUUCAUGUGAUAAAUUUUAGGGAAAAUAAUGACGAAUGUGAAAUCUCGUAUUUUUUACUAUCAUCUUUUAAGUGCUUACCUAGUAGUGCCUCAUAUGCAGUUUCAAACCUUAUUCUUUUGUUAGUGCUUCAGCAGAGACAUUGAAAAGUUGGUUUGAUUGGGGAUCAGAAAUAAUGAUAACUGAUGACUGUCGUGAUAUUAAAAAAAAGAAAUAGAAAAGCUAGUGCAUGCUGCAGAAGCAGGCACAAGAGCCUUGUCUCCAACAUGCUUCUACUGCCUUAAAAUGACUGAAACAAAGGCUUACAGAGUUUAGAAUAUCAUGUGCUUGUGAAACAGUCAUCCCUCUGACUGCUUAAGUGCACUUCAAGGUUGGAGUGAUUAGCCUCAAAGUCCCUACAGGCUUUAUUUUAAUGUUUGUGGCCACAACGGCUACUGAAUUACUCUUGGCACAUUCUGUGGUGCACUGUGCUAGAACAUGGUGCAUCACUCUGUGCAUCAUAUUCAUGAGAAUUGAGAAGAACAUGAGAAUUCAUUGCUUAAUAGCUUAAGCUGCUACUUCCCUCGUUAAAACAGUGCAAAUUAAGGAAUGUUUUCCUAGCUUCGCAUUGGCAGCAGUGUUAGUUAUUCAGUGACAUAAAAGUGUUCUUUAGACUUCAUACUCGCAGUUCGUAUUGAUUUUCAUUGCUUUGUCACACAUCAGCCUUCAUACAUUUUUCUCAUGUGAACAUAACAGAGUACAACCUUUUUCUUGUGAAUAUGUAAAAAAUGAUAUGUAACAGUUGAUGUGUGGAUGUCCAGCUAAUUAACUCAAACUUUUGCUGUUCCAGUUAGUGUACAUACAUUUACUUGUCUGAGUAUUGUGCCAAAAUGUAAUAUGAACAUGUAUAUAUAAAUAUGUAUAUAUAUAAUGCUAGACAUAGUCAUCAGCUUUUUUGUUAAGUGGUGUGGUGGUAGCACGACAAUGCAAGCUAUGAAGUAUUUGCAAUUGUACCACUGAAUCAGCAGUGUGGCACCCCCCCUCCUCUUUUUUAUUUUCUUAAAUCAGAUGUAGUUGCAUCAGUUUAUUGUGUCAUUUCUAAAUUUAUUGAGGUGCUGCGAUGUAGAGUUAUGUUUGAUAUGAGCUGCAACACGGUGUCCAGGGUUGAAGGAGCUCCAAGACUGCACGGCAGUACCAAUAUACAAAAAGUUGGUUUAAUAAAUAUCAGGGCUUAGAAUACCAGUGUUCAUUUCUCUUAAUUUUGUGUAUGUUGGCGGGACCGUGCAAUCUUGGGGCCCCUUUGACCACGGGUACCGUGUUGCAGCUUAUAUUGAAUGCAGCUGUAUGUGAGCAUAAGGCAGAAAAGAAAUGUAGAUGUUCACAUUCAUGAGGAAAAAAGCCUGUGGAGUAGCUAUGUGCGGUAAAUAUCAGAUGUGCAGAUUUGCUGAUGAGGCCAAUCCUGGUAGAUAACAGCAUCUGUCUAGUUAUCACACAGAGGAAUAAACUGCAUUAAUGUGGCUUCCGUAACCUGUUUCCACCACUGCAAAUUGUGUACCUUUGUAAUACUUGAUGUACUUUUGGUUUUAUGGCUGACCAGCAUGCUUGUUUUUUCUAUACUUUGCCUUGUAAGUGCUGCAGUAGCAGGUUUCUUUGUGUGUGCCUAGUAUGCAUGCCACUGGUCUGUUGGUAAAGGAACAGACAACCAUGGAAACUGGUCCCCCCACCCCACUCUUACCACAUAUGUGUCACUCAUGAGCUGUCAUUGAUACCAAAACAUGUGCAUAAAUCAUGAAGACUUUAUAGACAGCAUAAGCAUAGCUAAAUCUCCUGCAUGACAAGAACUAUGUGUUCUUUUUGAAAUCAUGACUUCAUUGAUACUGUAGCCUGUGCCUUCUGGUGAACGUAACCCAGUUCUUGGUGCUAAAAUGCUUUCCAAACUAAACAAUGCUGCAUCGUGUCAUUAAUGGUCCUUUGAGUGGCUGACUUGCACAUUGUUGGCACAAUAAUCAGCAGCCAAAGCUGAUAGCUAUCAUCGCUUUGAGCAGUACCUGCAUCAACCCACCUCAGAUAUUUUUUUUUUUUUUUAACAGCAUAAUAUGGGGCCUCAGGUGGCACCAUGUGGCAGUUCAGGUCUGUUGAAUGAACAUAGACACUACCCUUUGAGUGUACAGCAGUUGGGAAAUGAUUGCCUUUUCGUCCAUAGCUGCACUCGGCACAUUUUUCCCUUCUCCAUCUCGGGCCAUUUCUGUUUGUCUUUUAUAGCUUAAUGUGCAUUUUUAUGGAUAGCUGUGCUGUUCAGCUUCAUUUAUACCUGCAUUAAGCUUACUCAUGUCUGAACCACUAGGUCUUCACUCAUUGUCAUGUAUGCAUUAUAUUCAUAUUUUUAUCUCGUUAUGUUGUAGCUGAGCAUUUAUUAUUUUAUGGGUCAUAUAAAGGAAAUUGACUAUGCUGAAGGGGUCAGAUCCCAGGCGGCAAUGUUUUUCGAAAUCCAGUGGCCAAAUCGUUAUUUGAAAAUUUUAUUUCUUUAGUUUUGUCCAAUUUUAUUUUGUCUGACCACAGGAAGUUCGUGCAAUUUAUUCUUUUUUGUGGGGUUUAUGUAAAGGUUUCACGCUGUGGCACAUAAUGCCAAAGCUCCGUUAUCUGUGCUCCUGACAUUGUAGCUCUUAUGUAUUCCUGCAAGUAGAUCACAAAACCUUUUGCCCGCACACUGUUUUCAUCAUGCAACAAGCAGGCGAUGUUCCAACCAUGUUUCAGUGCCUAUUGGAACCCUUCGUUCUCUGGUGCAUUUUACUGCUGCUUGCCUUGUUUUAAUAUGCCUUUGCAUUUCUCACUUGGUGAUUGGGGACAGCUGACAAUCUCUCAUUCACAGCCAAUUGGGGUAUGCUUGUUGUGCCUUGCUGUACGGCUUUCUAUUUGCAAGCUUUGUGGAGGAUUGCAGGACGAUUCCUCUGCCCACGCUGCCUUUGGUACACACACAUGGCCUGAAGAGAUUUUGUAAUUGUGUGCACGCAUUUUAGCGACUUCUCUACAGCUUCUUUUGGGCUGGAAGAGUCUUCUUAAUAGUGCUUUUUGAAUGUGCAGGUAGACCAAUUCAGGUGUCAUAAUGAUAUUUAUAUAUGUUUGUUAUGCCAGUUGUUUUCUCGUGUGCCAUCAAGUAUUUUUAUUCAGCAGCUUACGUGAUGCACUUUCGAAGCCCAGAAUUGCCAGGUACAGUUGUGAAACUGCAAAAGGAUGCGUGUGCUGGUUUGGUUGCCCAGUGCAAACGGCAAGCACAGCAAUUUAUGCCACAGCACGUGAUCCCCCCCCCCCCCCCUCUUCUUUAAUUUUUUUUCUCGUGCUUGCUGCUCUGAGGCUUUGUUAUGUGUCAUGUGGCGUUAUAUAUACUACUUUUCAUUUUGUAUCUAAUGUGAUCAGUUUGUGGUAUCGAGUUGCACUUUCAUCUCCUCAAUGGUAAGGAGCCUGACAUUUUUGUGUGCAAGAUGCUAUACUGCGAUGCAUAAAAUGCUAUAACCCUAUGAAAAAUUAGGUCCCCUUUGUAGCUCUCUCCUGUUUAUUAACUGCGUGACAAAGGGAGCUAACAGUGUGCAUCUACAUUUUAGUAGCACAGUCAGGCCUGUGUUGCAUUUAGGGUUCAAUAUUUUUAAAAAUAAUGCCAUGCACUUGUUUUCGCACUGCUUAUUGUGAAGGUCAAUUUGUUUUUCUUUAAAUUUAGGUAUUUUUAGUUGGAUGACCAUUUAAAUGCUUGUUUAAUGUUUAAUAGUACUUUGGCAGUAAGUGCAAUAUGACGAGUCGGUAUAACAAAGACAGUAUGCCUAAAUAAUAACAUUGUGUUAUCCCUUUACUGCAAAAAGCAUUGUUUCUGUCGUAAUCAACUUAUUAUUCAAAUGAGUGCCCUUAUGAAACUUGGAAAUUGAUUGCUUUAGAGUGUAGACAUUUGCUUUGUUUUCGGUGCCAUAAUGACAUUGGGUACUAAUCUUUAUGUAUUAUAACUGUACUUUCAAGAAUGAAUCCACCUAUUUUUGGGGUCUUUCUUAGUUUAAAGAAAAAUAUUCUGAGACCUGUGGAUAAUGCAUUGUCCAAUUCUAUUCAUAUUUGGUCAUCUUCGUUGCUGUAAAAUUUCAGCAUCCCAAACAUUUUGCCUCAGUCACUGAGUGUGGGAUAAAUAUUAUUACCUUAUGUGUUGGCUGAAGGUGCAUUUGCUGGGAAAUGUGUGCUGUAUAAUUCUGCAGUUUCAUACCAUUGAGGAUAUGGAAAUGAACUCCAAGUCAUAAGUCUGUGCAACAUUGAUGUAAUCUUGUAAGAACAGUAAAUGUACAUUUAUGCUCAUUU